Ailuropoda melanoleuca (giant panda) is the source of this 5925-nucleotide messenger RNA. Its product is annotated as V-type proton ATPase subunit S1-like protein. The transcript is spliced from 8 exons. Gene Ontology annotation, molecular function: ATPase activator activity. NCBI's taxonomy places the organism in Eukaryota, Metazoa, Chordata, Mammalia, Carnivora, Ursidae. Gene Ontology annotation, cellular component: proton-transporting V-type ATPase complex. Bases 537 to 1412 code for a protein of 291 amino acids. The record is from RefSeq and is a predicted model, not a curated record.
GAGAAGGAAGCCCAGUGGGGCUCAAUCCCAGGAUCCUGGGGUCAUGACCUGAGCUGAAGGCAGAUGCUUAACAGACUGAGCUACCCAAGCGCCCCUAUAUGUCAGUUUUUAAUGGCAAUACUGUAAUGUUUUAAUUACUGUAGCUUUACAAUGUAUUUUUAAAUCAGGAAGUGUGAUACUUCUAGCUUUGUUCUUUCUCAAGGUAGAUUUGGCUGUUUAGGGCCUCAAUAUAUCUUCACAACAGUUCUUUGAGUUAAGUACUUUUGUCCCCACUCUGCAGAUGGGGAAACUGGAGCUUGGAGUGCAUUUGAGGACUAUCUAACCCCAAAGUCAGUGCUCUUUACCAUUACAUUCCAGAGCUCUUAGCAUAUGGAGAGUCAUGAAUUUAACAGAAAACUGUGAAGUAGGACACAUAUGUAAAAUUAGGAUUUUCGCUAACUUUGGACCAAAUACUUGCCAGGAAGAAUGUAAGUUUCAUCUCUCGAACAUCUUCAAAUAAAGAAGUGGUUAUAAACGAUCACCAGAGUAACGGAGAUAUGAAUCCAAUCCAGAAUUUCACAACAAUACCAAUCACACAGACUCUCAACUACACUCUGAGCAGACAAGGACAUUUAGAAAAAGAACCUUGGAAUGCAUUCAGCCAUCAUAGCCCAGUUAAUGUCUCCAUGGAUGGAAUUCCCUGCAUUCUUUUCUGGGCCAAAGGAAUAACAAUAAAAUUUAAGAAUCAGACCUGGCUGGACCUUACCGAUGAAGCUUUUGGCCAGAAGGCGACAGUGGACAUUAACAACUCAAAUUGCAGUGAAGAAAGUGCCACUUUGUCUCUGAAGUUUGGUGAUGCUGAAAUCCCCAAAGGUCUUGUCAUAAGAUUCACCCUUACCAGUUACAACAAGUUGUACUUCCAGAGCUGGUUUAGUCUGCAGCGAGUCGAGAUUAUUUUCAAUAAUUCAAUCCAGGCAACUUUUAACGCAACCGGCAUAUAUGCUCCGGCAAGUUACUCCUACCACUGCCAGCGUGUCAGCAGCCUGCAGCGGUAUGACGCCCUCUUGUUGCCUAGCUACACGGAUGAUAUGUCAAGCCUGUGGGAGGUCACUUUUGUUGAUUUCCAGAUCCAAGGCUUCGCCAUCAAGGGGAGGCAGUUUGCCAAGCCCCAAGACUGUGCCUCCUCCUUCUCACCAGCCAUUCUGAUCGGCCUGGCCAUGUGCCUGCUCCUGCUCCUGGUGCUGGCCUAUGCUCUGCACAUGCUCACCUACCUGCGCCAUCUGGACCGGCACUAUGAUUUCAUCACCUCUCCGGCCCACUUCCCCCAGUUGAAAGCUCGAGGUGCAGCAGAGGAGAAGGAGCUGCUGAGGAGCCAGGGAGUCGAGUGCUAUGAAUUGAGAAGCCAACAGAUCUGCAAAGUUUAUGUGGAAUAGCACAGGCCUCUCUUCCUCAUGGAGUCCACAGUGGGCUCUGAAAGGAGUUAUUUCUGUCUGUCCUCUUUGUCUCGUGAUAAAAAGUGUUCACCUCAUGGCUUGAUUAAAAAAAUACACGCAGAAAAUACAUUUUGGCGCAUCUACUGGCCUAUUUAGAUAGACUUGAGACAAUGAAAAAGUUGUCCCAGGAACCCCAUGGAAAUGAAUAUGAUCAUUGCCCCAAAACUACUUUGAAAGCAAAGGGAUAUUUCAAGUUAGGAAGACAGAAAAAACCAAUUAUGCCGUUUAGAAAGGGGGAAAACAUAUUUGACCCUCUUUGCUUGUGCCAGUUCAGAUGUGAUAAUAUAGAACUAAUAAAUCCAAUGUUAUCUGGAAGUUCAGAAUUUAAAGUAUUUUGAAAGUUUGCAUUUUUAGAAAUUAUAUACCAAUUUUUGUUUUAAAAAUUAGUCUUCUCUUGCCCAGAGCUGUUUAGGGAGGACUCUUGUCAAUAUGGUAGAACACUCUAUUCAAGGGCUUUCUUGUCAUUUACUUUGCUGUUCAGAGGCACCCCAGAUUGCUGUUCAAUUUGUGAAAGAGGGGUGGCAGUCUUGUUUCUUACCUUUUCCAUCUGGCUGUGGUGCCUAGGCUUGUCUCAUUUGUCUGAUGUAGACCUCCAUUAACUCUCCUAGGCAUCACUUGAAAUAAGCAACUGAGCUAAGAACAGUGUGCUUGCUAUGCAAACACAGCUUCACGGCAAAUCUCCUAAACCCCCUUCCAGUGAGAUCGUGUCCCUUAAGCUCUUCUUUAAUAGAAAUUCUGCAGCCACCACCUCUAUAGAGGCUGUAGAUUUCUCCAUAGUCUUUUCCAGUUCUUGACAGAUCCUAAAGAUUGGCUUCCCCUGAAUUUUCACCAAAGCUUCUGUAAUAUGCCUUGUGUGUUAAAGAGAUCUUAUGUGUAAAAAGUACAUUGUAUUUCCCUAACUAGGGUUCCACACAUGAACUAGGCUUCCUAGUUCAUGACCUGCACAAACCUUAGAAAGCAGAUGGGAAUGAUGUGGGUAGAGGAUCACGCACAGAGAAAUGGAAUCUUCUGGGCAGCUGUAGUAAUGACUUUGCAGUCUAGUACCAUCUUUGAUGCCAAGUGUGAAUGACAAUGAUUGGGGUUCCUGAUAAAACAGUCUUACGUUGGACAUUUUUUCUGGCUGCAUUAUUCUUGGCUGUGAAUAUAGGUUUGGUUCCAGACCUCUCAGAAUUCUGUAAGCUCCUGAUACUCUAUAGUGAAUUCGUUGUUGUUGUUGUUGUUGUUGUUGUUGUUGUUGUUGUUGUUUUAAUACCUGGAGUAGAUUCUGUAUUCUGUAACUAAGAAUCUUGAUUCAUGUACUUAUUUGUACUAAAGAUGGUUAUAGGGAACACACCCUGAAGAAUAUAGGAAUCUAGGAUUGAUUUUUUUGACUCUGUUUAGCCUAAAACCAAGAAGGACUCUGUUAGCAUUGGAAAGUGGGAAAUAGAUAGCCCACAUCAUUCCAUAAUGAAAUUUUCAUUGUGGUGGUUUUGAGUAUCCAUUGGUGGUAUAAAUUGUUGUUGUUGUAGGCUAUAGGUACUUGAAGGGUAAACGUAACUUAUGGUCCAACUGGGACAGUUUGAAAGUGAAAAUGUCAUUAAUAAUUUCAAGAUAACAGACAUAAGCAGAAUUGUGCCCAACCGGGAUAUAUAGUCAUCCUAGAUAUGGUGACUAUACCAUACAGGUAUGGUGACUGCAUUAUAGGGUGAUACCCUGUAAGGUAAGCUUGCUUUGUCUAACUGUGUUGGAGGGCUUACAGAAAGAAAAUAAUAGCUUAAGAUUUAAAAUUCACAGCUCAAGUCAUGGUAAAAAAAAAAAAAUCAGGGAGUUUCUAUGACUGAUCUACAAGGAUCUCAUACCUGUUAUCAAGGGGCUGACAUAGUUGCAAAUCAGACACACAGGUCUGAUCCUGUAAAUUGGUAAAAUGCAUUUUAGGUAGAAUUCAGAGCCUUGCCAGAUCUCUUAAUGAAUAUGAGAACACUGUUUACAAAAUAGAAGAAACUUGAAAUAAGAAUGGUAACUUUGGGGAUAGUUUAGACAACUUUAAGGAUAUUGAACCCAUAAACUCCACUAAUAUUUUCUUGCUAGCAGAAGCAACCCUGUAAGAUGAAGCUAUUUUGACUUCACCAAAGAUAGUUAUCUUGCCAGGGGGUGCCAGUUUUCCUCAAUGUCUCUAGACAACUGGAAUCACACUAGCAUACCCCAGAGAACCAAUUGCAAAGUCAAAUAUGGGAGAAUAAAAAUUGGAAGGUUUUGCUAAUUUAUGCAACAAAAGACAGAGGGAUAUGAAGGGGAAUGGAUUCUGGAGGUGCUAGCUCAGAGAGGGAAGUGUAUAAUUUUAUAUUGGGCUGAAUUUUUUUAAAUAGGUUCUCUUACCAGGUUUUGGGUUAAAUAUUCCGGUUUGAGCAGCUGGCAGUAUUUCUAACCAUUUACUCAGUUGAUUAAGAUAUGGCCUCAACAGUGACAUGCACUAAAUGAAAUAGACCAGAAAUUCAUUUGUAUGAUACAGAGGAAGAAAAUAAAUUUAACAACUUAGAGAAUUGGGAUAUGGGAAUGGAUUUAUCAUGCAUGUCCUACUCUCUGUCCCCAAAACUAUUUUCCUAGAAGACCUAGAGGACACUUACAUUGUCAUAGCACUGAACUGAAAAACACUGAGAACAUAACAUCAGCAUUUUUGGAAAAGUGCUCUAGUGGCUGUCCUCUUUAGGCUGUAGAUGAAAGCAGGAGAUGCUAUCCUUGAUUCCUUAAUCUCAGUGGGAAUGCCGGGAUCCUGGAGUGGCAGAGGUCAUACAGCAGCAUAAAAAUGUUAGGGGGCUGUAGGGCAGGAAUGUUAACCAGAUUAGGUCAUGUUUGUUAAUGGUAAAGUGAUCUGUGACAGAUGUAGUGGGGCAGUCCACUAAAGAACUCGUGUUCAUCUGAAUAAUCAUAAUGUUAAUAAAAUCUAGUCCUCAUAUAAAAAGGCUUUAUUUGAACUAUCGUGGUGGAGUCCUAGAGCUGAGUCUGUUGAUAACAAGAGAGCUCUUGACUGAAGAAAAGACCUCCUAAAAAAAGCGUCUUUGGUCUUCAUAUUUAAUGUUGAGCAUUAUCACGAAUGAUUUUAUAUUUGUCCAUUAGGUAGCUUUCUUUUUUUGUAUUACUUCUGGUAUGUUCUGAUCUUCAGGUAAAGAACUUACACUAUUCCCAUGGAUACCUUGAUUAUUAACCCGACAGGUAUGUGAUUAUAGUCCUAUAAUUGUUAAUGUUUCAGGAGCAUACCCUAAGAGAUGUCUGUCUUCCUGGGAGGUCUGAAACAACAUGGCAAUGAAAAUGAUGUUUGAUAUGAGUAGGAGUUGACUGGGCAGGUAAUAUGGAGAAGGACAGAUAUGGCAGAAGGAAACACAUAUGCAAAGACUGGACUUUACCGUGUGAGAAUUGUGAAUACAUGUCUAUGGGCAGUCACAUAUAAUGUAUUUAAAGGAGUGAAAGAUUAACCUGGAAAUAAUUGAGGGAACAGGUCAUUGUGCUGAACUAAAGGCUUUGAACCUUGACCUGAGGUAAUGGAAAUGUUCCUGAGGAGAUUUUGGAGGAUUUUAAGCAAGGAGAUUACAUGGCCGAUAAGUAUGAGUAGAAUAGGGACAGAUACUCCAUUUAGAAGAUUAUUGGAAUAGUUUAGAUGAAAAAUAAUAGGACAUAAUCUUAGUGGGGUGAGAGGAAAGAACAAGAAGAGGUAUUUAGGAGGUUGGUUCAGUAAGUUUUGGGAACCAACUGGCAAGUCACAGAAAUCUGUUGGGUAUCUUCUUUGGGGUGCUGGGUGGAUGGUGAUACCAGUUUCUGCAAUCAGAGAAAUAGGAGAGGAUAGGAGUUUGAGAUGUGAGAUGUCUGUAGGCAGAUCCUAUAAUAGAGGUCCAGGUAGACAGUUUGGUUUAUGAAUCUGGGGUAGAAUAAAGAGAUCUGGACUAGAAAUUUGGAAAUGUAGCAGAUGCUGUCAGUAUCCUACCCAUAUUUCUUUGCCCCUUACUGCAUCCUGACCCAUCUCUCAUUGCCAGUUACUGCCCUCUAAGGCUGCUCUCCGUGUGUUCAUGGCAAGCUGGAAGUGCUGAAGAUUUAAUGCCUCCCAGGAGCAGACUUCAUGCAGUGACUCUCAGGAGUUGUGAAUAAAUACCCCAGCUCAUUUUUCCCUUGACUGGAAUAUUUCUAGAAUGUGUUGUAUCCCAUUUCCUGGAGCUCCCCAGCAGGACUUAGCUCUUUUGCCUAUUGCGGUAUCUUGCUUGAUAAUGUUCACUUUAUUAACUCCCUUCUCUUCCUUGUCUUCCUUGCUACCCGAAUGUUUCCUAAUGAUGUUAUCAUUACCUCCAAAAUAAACUACUUGUGUUUAAAUCCUUGUCUCAGGAUCUGCUUCUCAGGAAAUCCAAACUAAGACAAGCAGUAAUGGGCGUAGAGGGAAAGUUGACUAGUUGACUGCAUUUGAAAAAUUGCUUAUUUUUACAGCUUUUAC